GUCCACAGCCUCUUCUCUCAGAGACCCAGGAACCCAGCGCUCACCCCCAUGGAGCCCUGUCGGUCCCUGGCCCUGCUGGCCGCCUCCCUGGCCCUGGUCUCUGCCCUGGUUGCUCUGAGCACGGAUUUCUGGUUCAUGGCCAUCGGGCCCAGCUCUUCAGCUCACUCGGGCCUCUGGCCGAAGCGGGGUGGGGAAUCAGUAGCAGACUUCAUCCACGUGACGCAGACCUUCAGCAUUCUGGCCGCCCUGUGUGGCCUGGGGUCUGUGGGCCUCCUGGUCCUGUCCUGCAUCCCCUCACUGUCCGCCCCGGGCCGGGGCCCCCUGGUCUCGUCCAUCACAGCCUUUGUUGCAGCCGUCUUCAUGGUGGUGGCCAUGGCCGUCUACACCGGUCAUCGGUGGAGCCAACCUCGACACCCCCAGAUCCAGUCCUGCUUCUCCUGGUCCUUCUACCUGGGCUGGGUUUCGGCUCUCCUCUGGUUCAGUGCAGGUAGCCUGAGUCUGGUCGCUCACUUCCGUGCCCCUCCAUCUGGCUACGAAGAAUUGUGAGCCCAACAUGUGAGCCGAAGGUGAGGACAGCAGGUGGGUUGGAAAGCAUCAUCCAAGCAUCAUCCGGAGCCAUGGGAUCACCUGGCCCUCCCUCGGCCCUCACCCCCAGCCCUUCCAUAGCCCCAUUGUUUGUUUAUUCAUUCUUUCAACAAUGAUUUGCUGCAGUCUGGUUAUUUUGAGAUUAAUUCAACCACGACACAAGCCGAUGGCACGCUAGCUCCCCGUUGGGCGACACUGGGCACCCAGAAA
Myotis davidii is the source of this 795-nucleotide messenger RNA. RefSeq names its product natural killer cell granule protein 7 (gene NKG7). NCBI's taxonomy places the organism in Eukaryota, Metazoa, Chordata, Mammalia, Chiroptera, Vespertilionidae. Bases 49 to 546 code for a protein of 165 amino acids. The record is from RefSeq and is a predicted model, not a curated record. Gene Ontology annotation, cellular component: plasma membrane. The transcript is spliced from 4 exons.